Messenger RNA from Fukomys damarensis (Damara mole-rat), 948 nucleotides. RefSeq names its product olfactory receptor 7G2-like. Gene Ontology annotation, biological process: G protein-coupled receptor signaling pathway. The transcript has a single exon. Gene Ontology annotation, molecular function: olfactory receptor activity; G protein-coupled receptor activity. Gene Ontology annotation, cellular component: membrane. The record is from RefSeq and is a predicted model, not a curated record. Lineage: Eukaryota; Metazoa; Chordata; Mammalia; Rodentia; Bathyergidae. Bases 1 to 948 code for a protein of 315 amino acids.
AUGCAAUUCAAAAAUCAAACAGCAGUCUCAGAUUUCCUUCUCCUGGGAUUGACUGAUGAUCCAGAGCUUCAGCCCCUCAUCUUCAGCCUCUUUCUUUCGAUGUACCUGAUCACCAUCUUGGGAAAUCUGCUCAUCAUAUUGGCCAUCAGCUCUGACUACCACCUCCACACUCCCAUGUUCUUCUUUCUCUCUAUUCUAGCCCUUAGUGACAUCUGUUUAAGCACAACUACGAUUCCAAAGAUGCUGGUGAACAUCCAAGCACAGGAUCAGAGCAUCACCUACAUAGGCUGCCUCACACAGAGCACCUUUGUUGUGAUUUUUGCUGGUUUAGAAAGUUGUAUCCUUGCAGUGAUGGCCUAUGACCGCUAUGCGGCCAUUUGUCAGCCCCUAAGGUACCAGGUCAUCUUGACCCCUGAUUUCUCUGUGUUCUUGGUUCUUCUCUCCCUGGUCAUUAGCACUAGUCAUGCCCUGCUCCACAAUCUGAUGGCACUGCGGCUAUCUUUCUGCACAAACAUGCAAAUCUCUCACUUCUUCUGUGAACUGGCUCAGAUCUUCAAGCUUGCCUGCUCUGAUAUUUUUAUAAAUACUCUUCUAGUCUAUUCAGCAGCAAACAUAUUCUUUGGUGUUCAUGUUGCUGGAAUUAUUUUCUCUUAUGCUAAAAUUUUUUUCUCUGUUUUCAGAAUGCCCACAGUGGCUGGAAGGUAUAAAGCUUUUUCCACCUGUGGGUCUCACCUCUCUGUGGUUUCCUUAUUCUAUGGAACAGGUUUUGGUGUGUAUUUCAGUUCCACUGUUUCUGACUCUUCAACUAAGAAUGCAGUGGCUUCAGUGUUGUACAUUGUAAUCCCUCAAAUGAUUAACCCCUUUAUCUACAGUUUGAGGAACAGAGAAAUUAAGAUAGCUCUGCAUCUCCUCAUUAUGGGGAAGCCUUUUAUAUUCUUGUGUGAUUAG